Phoenix dactylifera (date palm) is the source of this 3231-nucleotide messenger RNA. The record is from RefSeq and is a predicted model, not a curated record. Lineage: Eukaryota; Viridiplantae; Streptophyta; Magnoliopsida; Arecales; Arecaceae.
UCUCUCUCCCCUCCUCUAGUUGAGGAAAGCGAUAUCUCGCUCAUCUCUCCUCCGGUCCUUCCAGCCCGUUUCAAUGCCCACAUGGCCACGCGAACAUAAACCCUAGUCCAACCCGGAGAAGGGAAAACCCCAUAAAAUCCCUCCCCCAAAUCUCCCAUGCCUUAUAAGAAGAAGAAAGGAGGAAAGCCCCGCCAACCCCCGCCGCGAGCCCCAGAACAACCACUCCUCCGUCUCCCCCCAAAUCCUACCAUGCUCCAAGAUCCCCCUCCCCAGCCCCAACACCAAUCCCAGUCUCCGGCCAGGGAAGAAGAAGCCGCCACACGGCCUCCGCCGCCGCCGGCGCCUCCGCAAGAUGUAGAAGACGGAGGAGCAAGGGAAGAGGAGCCCCAGGCCGCGGCGGCCUCCCCUCCUCCCCCUCCCGACGUCGCCGCACCGGAGCUCCCGGUCCCUAACCCUGCUCCGGCCUCCCGGAAACCACUCGGCAAACGGAAGAAACCCUUGACGGAGAAGCAGCGGGCCGCGGUCCAGCAGAAGGCCGCCCUCCUCAAAGAGAAUCUCCGCCCUUUCCCCUUCGUCCCCGAGAAAACCCUAGAUCUGUCCAAGCACGAGCAGCUCUUCCGCUCCCUGGGGCUCUGGGACUUCGCCCACGUCCAGGUGGACCGCGAGAUCCGCUCCGAUUUCCUCAUAGCUCUCAUCGCCCACUACGAUCCCCCUAACCGCAGGAGCUUCGUCAACGAUGUCCGGUUCUCCGUCAGCCGUGCCGAUCUUGCCCGGGCUCUGUUGCUCCCCGUCAAGAAGGAGAAAGCCGGUGCUUUGGAGGGCGGCGACUCCCAGCAGGAGCUUUUCUCGAGGGAGGAGUCGGUCACGGCCAUAAUGGACUUCAUGUCGACCUAUAUGCUGUUCCAGUUCCAGGAUGAUGCGUGCAUACUACCGGCGGAGGUCGUGACGGUGACCCGGAUGGUGAAGGAGGGUCAGUCGCAGAAGGUGGAUUGGGCGGGAUUGAUGUGGAGUUUCGUGGAGAAAGAGCUCUUGGAGGUGCCAAAAUCUGGGGAUUGCUACUAUGCUUCGCACCUCCAGUGUUUGAUGAAACACCAGCAGCCCGGGUUGUUUGAAGAUGAAGCAGAACCCAAGUAUGAGCCUGUCCCUGAGCCUGAGCAUGAGAUAGAGUCUGAGCCUAAGCCUGAGCCCUCCACUGAAAUUCCUAUGGAAGAAGAGGAAGUACCUAUGGAAGAAGAGGAAGAUGAUGCAGAUGAUGGUGUAACAAGGACUCGAAGUUUAGAGGAUUUUUCAGAUGCCGGUCAUGAGAAGCAUGGGCCUGGGUUGAGUUUGGGACUUGGUGGGGAUGCGGAUGUGGAUGUUAUGGAUAGUUUUGAAGAGUGUAAGGAGGGAGAUGAGGAGCAGUGGCUUCCAGAGGAAAGGAAUGAGGGUGUUGAUCAUUGCUUGCGUCGCUGCAGCUCGAGUGCUGGUCGGGGUAUGGAGUUUGAAAAUUUGACUAAAGAAGCUGGGGAAGCGAGAGCGGAAGAAGGCUAUGUUGAUGAUAUAUCUGCAAAGUUUGCUUCUUUGGAGAGACUAACUUCAACUGACCUACUCCAAGCAAUGGACACGGUUAAUGUUCCCUAUAGUCUGCCUGUGAAUACCCUUGACCCUUCUUCUGGAGAAUUUUUGGCAAUGAGAGCUGAUGGAGCUGAUGCUCAGAAGACCAUGUCGCUAAACCAUGGACCAGGCAGUUCUUUCUUCUUUGGGAAUAAUGGCAAAAGGCAAAUUGGGGAGAUUGAUGAUGAUGAGGACGGCGAUGAUGAGGACAUUCACCAGUUUGCCCAAAACAAUCAUCAAAAGAGGAUGAGAAGUGGUGGACUUUGGGAACGUGCACCAUCGGAUUUUGAGACAUGCGUGGAACAAGUCCAGAGCUGUAUGGCAAAGGCUAAAAUUCUUUUUGCAGAGAAAGAGCAGGCUUGCAUGAAUGCCCAACUGGAGCUGCAGUACAUGCACCAGAUGCUUCAGCAGAAGGAUCAGAUCAUCCACUCCUUGGAGAAGACAAGGGUGGAAGAGCAACAGAAGUGGCAGCUGGAGGCUCACCGAUAUGAGCAUGAGCUCAACGUGAUGGCCCAACUGGUUUUCGGUUAUAAGAAGGCUUUGAGGGAAACCCGCAUCGCAUUUGCAGAGUAUAGAAAGAAGUUUCCACAGGGCGAUGAGCCUCUUUACAAAGAUGUUGGUGGGACUGGUGGUAUGGUUCUUAGUACUAGGGAGUUGGAAAGACAACGGCUGCAGAAAGAGGAGGAAAUGCGUUUUGCUGUAGCUGAGAUGAUAAAUAAUUUUCAAAAGGACUGGCUGGGUAAGCUUGACCAAUAUGCUUCAUUUCUUGCAGUGUUGACUAAGAGGAUUAUGGAACUUGAAGGAGAAAUCAGGCUUCUAAAAGAAAAUUUUGCUGCAAUUAAGGGUUCAAAGACCCAAGCCCUCCAAGGUACUUGCUCCACAUGACUUGUCUGGAGGAACCUUGUCUUAUGCCGCACAUGGAACCGACGGUCUCGUCAAGUCUUUUUGUCUUCUUCAACCAAUUAUGGCAUCCCUUCUUUCCAAUUAAUGCCAUUGUUGCAAAUUAUCUUGAGGGAACUCUCCUUGACAACUGAAGACACGUCAUCUAAGGUCAAAAAGGUUUCUGUACCAUCAAGAUCAAUCAUGCUUUAAAGUUAUUUUGCGCCAGUUGAUGGGCACUGCCGACGUCACCCAAAGUUCUGGAGCCAUCUGCUUGGUUUUUCAGGUUGAAGUUGAUUUCACACGAUUCACCAAUCUGGGUUGAUUUAAAGGAUCUCCAGAAUGACUAUGUUUCUGUGGUGGCGAUGCCUGUGCUGCAUACAUGAUUGGCCUGUAUGAUGGGGGUUGUUCCUUGAGCCGAGUGGACUGUGCACUGCAUGGCCCCCUGCUGUGUGUGACUGUCACUGCAUGAGCCCAGGGAGGGCCACUAGGUGUCUGUUUCAGAAAAUGCAUUCAUCCAGAACAUUCCUGUAUGUCUGCCUCGGCAAGAUGUUUAAUCACUAUCAUGGUUAAAAAUUAACUUAUGGCUUUGGUUGGGCUAAAGUGGUCUUGCAUUCGCAGUGACAUGGAAUUAUGUCUCAGAUUAUGCUAGUUUUUGGUUCUAAGUUCUGUUGGAAAGUGAAACGUGCAGUAUGUACCUGAUUUAUGUAAUGGUAAUACUGUUUGCAUUCAGUUUAAUAUCUUCCCACAUUAUAUGCA